This is a messenger RNA of Micromonas pusilla CCMP1545, 1152 nucleotides long. RefSeq lists its product as uncharacterized. Bases 1 to 1152 code for a protein of 383 amino acids. Gene Ontology annotation, cellular component: mitochondrial outer membrane; SAM complex; cytoplasm. The record is from RefSeq and is a predicted model, not a curated record. Lineage: Eukaryota; Viridiplantae; Chlorophyta; Mamiellophyceae; Mamiellales; Mamiellaceae. The transcript has 2 exons.
AUGGCGCGGAUCACGACGCACCUGCGCGCGAAGGUCGCGGACCUCGAUUCGAACGCGGCCGUCUCCGAGAGCGACCGCGCGACGCUCGUCGCGUUUCUCGCGCUCGCGGAGUCGCGCCUCGCGACGGCGACGACGUACUACACGUGGAUCGAUCGCGACCGGUUCCGCGCGCACACGCGCGAGGCGUACGGCGCCGCGUUCCCGGCGCCGAUGAGCUACAUCCUUCCGUGGCUGUGGCGGAGAGGCGUGAUGCGUCGACAUCGAUCAUCGGGGGGAUCGUUUUGGGAGGGCGGCGAGGAGGGGGUGACGCGCGGCGUCCGCGACGCGUACGCCGCGCUGGAACGACGCCUGAUGGACAGCGGCGGGCCGUUUUUCUUUGGCAAAACCCCGACGUCGCUCGACGCGCUCGUGUUCGCGCAUCUGAGCUACCACGCGCGCGCGCCCGUCGGGGACGCGCUUCGCGUGGAGCUCAAAAAGCACCCGGGGCUGGUGACGUACGUGGAAGAGAUGAGGCGCGUCCCGCUCCCACUGGUCCCCAUACGACCCCGUCCGCGUGGUGGAACGCGGAUCCUUAAGGACUUUCUCUCCCGGCGUUCGUUUCUCUCCGCCGCGCGCCUCGUCGCCUUUCAACUCCUCCGCCUGACGCCUUUCAACUCCACCCAAUCGCGCCUUUCAACUUCGACUGACGCGCCCCCGAACGCCGAACCUCGUCGAUUAAUCAGCCGGCGCCUCUUCCCGAGCGAGGACGGGUCCUCGCUCGGCGAGGGCGGCGACGCCGCGCACGCGCUGGACUCCAGCGCGUGGAUCGAGCCCCCGACCGCGUCGAAGAGAGACCGCGCGCGUGGGUGGUGGGGAAGCGGCGGCGGAAAGGAGGAGAAGCUCACGGCGAAGGAGAUCGCGUUUCGAAGGCGAUCGCGGUACUCGGGCGCGUUCUCAUCCAUCACACUGGUCCCCAUACGAGCGCUGUUUUUCGCCGUCGGCGCGGUGUUGUCGUAUCUGUUCCUCGGCGAGGUCGUGACGUUCGCGAUGAGCGGCGACGGCGGCGACGGCGGCGGGGCGGCGGACGAUGACGACGACGACGAGAUGUCGGAGGCUGUGGAAGCGGACGAGGGGUUCGAGGACGACGACGACGACGACUUGGGGGGCGACUAG